Apodemus sylvaticus (European woodmouse) is the source of this 7018-nucleotide messenger RNA. It is a transcript of the gene Ahctf1, whose product is annotated as AT-hook containing transcription factor 1. The transcript is spliced from 36 exons. Bases 99 to 6770 code for a protein of 2223 amino acids. The record is from RefSeq and is a predicted model, not a curated record. Lineage: Eukaryota; Metazoa; Chordata; Mammalia; Rodentia; Muridae.
CGCGCCGGGCCGUGUCUCCCGGGAGAUGCUGUGACGGACCGCACGGAAGCAACAACGCCGGGGCCCUCGGCGGCCUGGCCCGCGGGCUCAGUGGAAGUAUGCAAGACUUGACAGCUCAAGUGACUAGUGAUCUCCUGCAGUUCCCAGAAGUGACUAUUGAAGCUCUCGGAGAAGAUGAGAUAACUUUAGAGUCUGUGCUUCGUGGAAAAUUUGCUGCAGGGAAAAAUGGACUAGCAUGCUUAGCUUGUGGUCCACAACUUGAAGUUGUAAACUCCCUAACAGGAGAGCGGUUAUCUGCUUAUAGAUUCAGUGGAGUAAAUGAACAGCCUCCUGUGGUCCUUGCAGUGAAAGAAUUCUCUUGGCAUAAGAGGACUGGAUUGUUAAUAGGAUUGGAAGAAGCGGAUGGGAGUGUUCUUUGUCUUUAUGACCUUGGUAUAUCAAGAGUGGUCAAAGCAGUUGUUCUUCCUGGAAGGGUAACAGCUAUUGAACCUAUAAUUAACCAUGGAGGAGCCAGUGCAAGUACCCAGCAUUUACAUUCAAGUCUUCGAUGGCUUUUUGGCGUGGCUGCUGUGGUAACUGAUGUUGGACAGAUUCUUCUUAUUGAUCUGUGUUUGGAUGACUUGUCAUGCAGUCAAAAUGAAGUGGAGGCAUCAGACCUUGAAGUUAUCACUGGUAUCCCAGCUGAAGUCCCACACAUCAGAGAGAGUGUGAUGAGAGAGGGGCGCCACCUAUGUUUCCAGUUAGUAAGCCCAUCAGGAGUAGCCGUUUCUACUCUCAGUUACAUCAACAGGACAAAUCAGCUUGCUGUGGGUUUUUCUGAUGGCUACUUGGCACUUUGGAACAUGAAAAGCAUGAAAAGAGAAUACUAUACACAAUUGGAAGGUGGAAGGGUUCCUGUCUAUGCAGUUGUCUUUCAAGAACCUGAGAAUGAUCCUCGUAACUGCUGUUACUUAUGGGCUGUUCAGUCCACACAAGAUAGUGAAGGGGAUGUUUUGAGUUUGCAUCUGCUUCAGCUGGCCUUCGGUGAUAGAAAAUGUUUGGCAUCAGGGCAAAUCUUAUAUGAGGGAUUAGAAUACUGCGAAGAAAGAUAUACACUGGAUCUAGCAGGUGGUAUGUUCCCCUUAAGGGGACAGGCUAGUAAUACCAAAUUAUUGGGAUGCCAAAGUAUAGAGAGAUAUCCGUCUCAUGGUGACAGAGAAGAAAGUAUGAGAGAAGCUCUGUCUCCUGAUACUAGUGUUUCUGUCUUUACCUGGCAAGUGAAUAUAUAUGGACAGGGAAAGCCUUCUGUAUAUUUAGGACUUUUUGACAUAAAUCGUUGGUAUCAUGCACAAAUGCCUGAUUCUUUAAGAUCAGGAGAAUCUCUGCAUAAUUGCUCUUAUUUUGCAUUGUGGUCAUUGGAUUCAGUUGUGAGUAGGACUUCUCCACAUCACAUCCUGGACAUACUAGUGCAUGAGAGAAGUUUAAAUCGAGGGGUUCCUCCUUCCUAUCCACCUCCAGAGCAGUUUUUUAACCCAAGCACUUUUAGUUUUGAUGCCACUUGUUUGUUAAACUCUGGAGUUAUUCAUGUAACUUGUACUGGAUUUCAGAAGGAGACUUUGACAUUUUUAAAGAAAUCAGGACCAACUCUUAAUGAAGUCAUUCCUGAUAGUUAUAAUCGAUGUCUUGUUGCUGGUCUCCUCUCACCAAGACUUAUUGAUAUUCAGCCUUCCAGUUUAAGUCAAGAAGAACAAUUAGAAGCUAUAUUGUCAGCAGCAAUUCAGACAAGUUCCUUGGGACUUUUGACUGGUUACAUCAGAACAUGGAUUAUAGAAGAACAACCCAAUUCUGCUGCUAAUCUCCGAUUUGUUCUUGAAUGGACAUGGAAUAAGGUGGUUCUCACAAAAGAAGAAUUUGAUAGGCUUUGUGUGCCGCUGUUUGACGGGUCCUGUCGUUUCAUCGACCCCCAGGCCAUCCAGGCCAUCCAGCAGUGCCACCUGCUGCUCAGCAACCUCAGCACAGUCCUGAGCUGCUUUGCAAUGGAGGCCCAGGGCAUCACGGAGAGAGGACUGGUGGACUUGAGCAAUAAGCACAUGGUUACCCAGCUUAUCUGUCAGUACGCACAGAUGGUCCUGUGGUUCUGUCACUCGGGCCUGUUACCUGAAGGCUUAGAAGAUGCUCUGCCGCUGUCAAGACUACGCUACAACUACCCUGUAAUUCAGAACUACUAUGCAAGUCGUCGGCAGAAGUGUGAACGCUCACCCAGAGGGAAGUGGAGCCGUGACUGCUUGAUGAUUGACGGAUUAGUCUCUCAACUAGGAGAUGAGGUUGAGAAGUUGUGGAAGCGGGAUGAAGGUGGCACAGGAAGAUAUCCUCCUGCUAGCAUCCAUGCAUUACUUGACAUAUAUUUAUUAGACAACAUUACCGAAGCAAGCAAACAUGCUAUUACCAUUUAUUUGCUGCUUGAUAUUAUGUAUUCCUUUCCAAAUAAAACGGAUACCCCCAUUGAAUCUUUCCCAACUGCCUUUGCUAUUUCUUGGGGCCAAGUUAAGCUAGUUCAAGGAUUUUGGCUGCUAGAUCAUAAUGACUAUGAGAAUGGUUUAGACCUUCUGUUUCACCCAGUGACUGCAAAGCCUGCAUCAUGGCAGCAUUCAAAGAUAAUUGAAGCCUUUAUGAGGCAGGGAGAGCACAGACAGGCUCUCCGGUAUCUUCAGACAAUGAAGCCAACAGUGUCCAGUAGCAAUGAUGUUAUCCUUCACCUCACUGUUCUGCUUUUUAAUAGAUGCAUGGUUGAGGCCUGGAACUUACUGCGACAGAACUCAAACAGAGUAAAUAUAGAGGAAUUACUAAAACACGCUUAUGAAGUUUGUCAGGAGAUGGGCUUAAUGGAGGAUUUGCUGAAGCUACCAUUUACAAACACUGAGCAGGAAUGUUUAGUGAAAUUUUUACAGUCCAGUACCAGUGUUGAGAAUCAUGAAUUCCUUCUAGUUCACCAUUUACAGCGUGCCAAUUAUAUUUCUGCCUUGAAACUAAACCAGACUCUGAAGAAUAAUCUCACGAGUGAUCGUGACCCUCGAUUGCGGGAGAGAUCGGUGACUCGAAAUUCUAUAUUAGACCAGUAUGGAAAAAUCCUACCUAGAGUCCAGAGAAAGUUAGCUGUUGAGCGAGCUAAGCCUUACCAUCUGUCGACAUCAUCAGUUUUCCAAGAAGUUUCUAGACCCAAACCGUUAUCGGCGUUUCCAAAGAAAGCUGUAACUGGAACAGUGUUAACAAGAUCUACAUUCAUCAGCAAUGUGUUAUCUAAAAUUGGAGAGGUGUGGGCAAGUCGUGAGCCUAGAAACGGCAUCUCACUUUUUAACAGUCCUAAAACAGAACAACCACCUCCUGUAUUACAUUCUCUCCCACACCCAGAGCUUCCCGAGGCGUUUGUUGGAACACCAAUUUCAAAUACAUCCCAGAGAAUUUCUAGAUUACUGGACUUGGUUGUUCAUCCUAUCCCCCAACCUUCUCAAUGCUUGGAGUUGAUUCAGCAAAGUCCCACAAGAUCUCCUUUGUGUCUGCUGUCCAGUUCAUUACCACUAAGUUCACAGUUAAAAAGGCCACAUCAGAACACCUCCAGGCCUUCAGAAUUGCUUUUACUUGAAACUCCUCUUAUAGUUAAGAAAGCUAAAUCUUUGGCUUUGUCAGCCACCUCUUCUGGAUUCGCCGAGUUUACUCCUCCAUCCAUCCUUAGGUCUGGUCUUCGUACAACACCUUUAGCAUCUCCCUCUCUGUCACCGGGAAGAUCUCUCACUCCACCUUUCAGACUUAAAGAGACUAGGAUUUCAUUCAUGGAAGAGGGCAUGGACACGCACUGGACUGAUGGAGCUACAGAUGACCAAAGUGCAAAAGCAUCUGUUAGUGCAUCUUUCCAUAAAUGUGGACUCUCAGCAGGAACUGAGUGGAUGAAGACCAGUGAUAAAAAUGCAUACUUUCCUCUGGAUGUCCCUGCAAAGGGCCCUCAGGAAGUGACUGCAGAGACACUGGAUACCCAUGCACGAAGUAUAGAGAAACUGGAUGUGAGCAAAGAAGAUAGCACUGCUUCCGCCAGGUCAGACCAGACCUCCUUAGAGUACCAUGAUGCACCUUUACCAGAAGACUUUGAAGGUGGUGUUUUUGUGUCCCCCAAGCCAGCAAAUUCUUCUACUGAACGAACUACUAAUUCGACUCAACAAACAGAGAGGGAUAAUGAUAAAGAUUUGUUUAAGCCAGAAGGUACUCCUUCAACUGUGGAGAAACAAAUAGGCACUGGAGACCCUGCGGUGGAAGCAUUUUCAGAAUUCAGUCGCUUAGACACUGUUGAAAGAGCUGAAGCUUCUCUUGGUGUGCCGUCAGUCUGUGCGGGGGAAACCUCCACGUCAAAAUCCAAGACACCAGUUCUGGAUGGAAUAGUGUCUACAGAGAUCCGAGUCUCCGUACUCACAGCAGAUCACAAGGAAUCUAUGGCCCAGAUGGUUGAAGAUGUUGAGAGCUCUGGAUCCAUCACCUCCAAGUGCCCUGUUCCCUCUGAACGUAGCCUUGACCAAAAGCUAACAUUGAACUUGAGAGAAGAUGAGAUAGACGCUGAUGUGCCGAAGGAGAGUGCUGGCUUACCAGAAGAAAGACCUCAGAUGUCUGCUGGUCCUCCUGACACUCGAGAAAUUCAUCUAAUUGGAUGUGAAAAACUUGAAGUUCAAAAUUCAGAAGAAGAGGCCAAGAAUCUUUCAUUUAAUGAGUUGUAUCCCUUAGGAGCACAUAAACUUCAGUGUGCUCUCGAUACUAUUGAGCAGCAGUUCUGUGACUUGCCUGACGAUAAAGACUCUGCUGAAUGUGAUGCCGCUGAAGCAGAUGGGGAGCUCUGUGUGGCUCAGAGCAACUUCACCUUGAUUUUAGAAGGGGAAGAAGGAGAAGUUGAGGCAAGUGACUCUGCCGCACCUAAUGUUUUACCGAAAGCGACCAACAUAGCCACCAAGGAAAAACCCGUGUCCAGCCUGGAGCCCCGUGAUCAAGAACAUGUAACAGAUUUGCCACCUGCUGUGAAUGCUACCCAUGCCCCCCACAAGGUAGAGACUUUACCCUAUGUGCCUGAACCAGUUAAAGUGGCAAUUGCAGAGAAUUUGUUGGAUGUAAUUAAAGACACAAGAAGUAAAGAAGCAACUCGAGUGGCAGCAGAUGAAGCUGUUGAUGUGGACAGAGCAGUAAUAACCCCAAAGGCUACCCGUUCGUCCAGGUUGACAAACUCUACACUGAAGACUGUUAAGGAACCACGUGCAGAGACUGUAAAUACCAGCCAGCGUGAUGACGUGGUUUCCUCUAGAACUCUCACAAGAAGGCAGCAUGCCCUGAGCCUGAAUGUCACGCAAGAGCCAUCAGAGAUUGCUACUCCUAAGAAGAAAACUAGAAAAAUCAAAGAAACUCCUGCGUUUUCUGAAAGUUCCUGUUCUGACAUACAAGUAGCACCUGAGAACCAGCUGACAGCUCAGAGUCCUGCCCCUCCUAGGAGAGGAAAGAGGAAGGACAUUAGCCAAGGUGCACUGGCAGGCUCUGGUGCUGUGGAGCAGGAGCCUCAGGGUACACCAGAAAGACUGAGGCUGAGAGCGCAGCCACCCGAGCCAGCAGCUGAAGAAACACCUUCCAGAACAAAAGUCAAGCCUUCAUCUGUUAUAAAGGGGACUCCUGGAAGACGUAAGAAAUCUGUAGAAAAUGGGCAGAGUUCUGAAAUUGUAAAUGAUCUCAAAGGUAGUGAAGCAGCAAGUCGUGGCAGGACUGUCAAAGUGCUGAGGAAUGCCAGUUUACAGGAUCCUCAAAAUACAGAGUGUAAACACGAUGAGCACAGCGAACAGCAACUGCCUCUUAAGCGAAAGAGGGCCAGGGAGAGAGCUAGCUUGUCGAGUGAGACGGAAGAGCCAAAGCUCGCCUCAUCCCUGUUGCCUCUUCAGACAGGACUUGAUGUACCUGCCACCCCUAGGAAGCGUGGUAGGCCCAGUAGGGUAGUUCCGAUAGACGCUGGCGGUGCCACAGCUGGCAAGGAACAGAAAAGUCCCCGGAAGAAAGACGUUCCGGUUGUCCGGAGAUCUGCCCGGAACACUCCAGCUAGAAAUGUGAGUACGUUAGAAAAAUCCACUGUAGUGCCAAGUAAAGAAGCUGCUAAAGCGAUGGCGCCUAAGAGGAAACCUACCAAGAAGUCUGCAGAUCAGAGCUCAGAGGCGGGUGAGACAGCCCCGCAGGAGGCCACUGACACUCUCACUCAGUCUUCCUGGGGAACAAGGACUAGGUCUAGAAGGACCAUGUUGUCGACGGACGUUUCUGAAACCAAAACUGAGCCUUUAUUUUCUCCUCCAGUGAAGGUUCCAAAGAAAAAAGCAAAAGCUGAGAACAUGGAGGCCACAGCCCAGCUGAAAGAAUUGGUGUCAGAUUUAUCUUCACAGUUUGUUGUUUCCCCUCCUGCCUUGAGGACCAGGCAGAAAAGUAUAUCCAAUACUUCCAAGCUUCUAGGUGAACUGGAGAGUGACUCUAAACCAUUAGAAAUCAUAGAACAAAAGCCAAAAAGAAGCAGGACCACAAAGCCAAAGGCGAGCAGAAACACGGGAAAAGGAAGUUCUUGGUCACCUCCUCCUGUAGAAAUUAAGCUGGUUUCUCCCUUGGCAAGUCCAGUGGAUGAAAUAAAGAUCAGCAAGCCAAGAAAAACUGCAGAAGUAGCAGGAAAAACUCUUGGAAGGGGCAGAAAGAAGCCAUCUUCUUUUCCAAAGCAAAUUUUACGCAGGAAAAUGCUGUAAUUUUUAGCCCAAGAUUUUAACAUGCACCUGUUUGUAAAAGUCAUCAGUAUUCGUGUGGAUUAUUAAAAGUCACCCAAUUUGGAUGGAAAUACUUUAUAAAAAUUGUACAAUUUUGUAAGCAAGUAAAUAAGUAACUCCAUAUGGAGUGCAGUUCUUCUAGUCCAGGCAUUUUAUAAUACUUCAUACGUUUAUAUAAUAUGUAAAUAUGGCUUAUCAUUGGGAUGUUAAAUAAACUACUGUAAAGUACA